UAAUACAAUUGUUGAGCUUUUAAAUGAAUGACAUGGAAACGUGCCAAUGUCGAGGAAUUCGAUUUUGUAUUUUUUGUAAAGAAUCCGAGCGCGUUAGAAAGCUGUUAAGUGCCGAGGGAAAGCUCCUUGAUCCCAGUGUAGUCAUUUCGCAUCAACAGGAAGAAGAAAGGACAUCAUCAUGCUCACUUACUCUACUGGAAGAGUCGAGGUUAAGAUUUUGUAUCAACUGCCAAGCUAUAUUCGUAUCCUCUGUUCCAUUAAUGAGUUGCUCACAACACAGUUCUUCGUUACGCUCAAAUGUGUCAAUCCUCGGGUUGCACGUUGUUCGAGAUUUUCUAUCGGACGAUGAGGAAACCUAUUUAGUUAAGUUUCUCGAUGAUCCUUCACCUUACCCACCCUGGAAAGAAUCCCAGAGUGGGCGAAGGGUCCAGGAAUAUGGUCCGAAGAAGAAUUUCAAAAAGAAAAAGAUAAAAACAACUGAAUUUGUAUCAAUACCACUUCCUUUUGAAAAUAUCCUUGACAAGGCACGGGGUUUGGUUGAAAGGCUCACAGAAAAACCAUAUAUUAUAGCUGAAGUAUCGGUAUUGGAGUACCUGCGAAGGAGGUUGAGCAAUUUCGACCCACACAUAGACGAUACAUGGUUAUGGGGGGAUCGAAUUGCUGGCAUCAACUUACUGGAGGAUUGCUUCAUAACAUUUGUGAAUAGCGAGGGAGUUUGCCUUGAAGUUUUCUUACCGCGAAAGUGUUUCUUUUUAAUGUCUGGUGAGAGUCGGUACUCUUGGAUGCAUGCGAUUAGGCCAGAAAACGUAGGUAACCGGCGAAUAUCCUUCACUAUAAGAGAGUUGUCUGACGCUUUCAAAGAAGAAAACGAAACUGCGUGUUGUCAAAUUACUGAUGCCGCAAAAAAUUACUUAUAAGGCUGCCCUUAGUUAUUGCAGCGCGUUGCAUUUUUUUUUUACUUU
Phytomonas sp. EM1 is the source of this 962-nucleotide messenger RNA. Lineage: Eukaryota; Euglenozoa; Kinetoplastea; Trypanosomatida; Trypanosomatidae. The record is from the annotation of a GenBank genome assembly.